UUCCGACUCCUUCUCAACACUCCAGAAGAAGUUUGUUUGUCCAACAAACGCCGUCACAUGCCGUGCCCAGAGCUGCUGUUGCGAGACGAAAAGACGACAACUAGUAUGCCAUUGAGGAGCAACAACGCGAGGAAGAUCUAACAGCACAGCAACAACACAGCAGCAAGAGCGCAGUCCAACACCGCAAUCCAACAGAACCGGGAACAACACAGGAGGUUUCAGAGGGCGGAACGAGGCACACCGAUACAGUACGGCCCAGAAACACGCACCGUUCCUUGUCGAUCGAUUCGGUGAAACCAACAGCAACCGGCAACAACAACAACAACAAAAAGCAAGCAACAACCAUGGACCGAAGAAGGCAGCAGAAAAUCCAGAGCGUCCUGCUCGAUUCCUGUGCGGCGGGCGCCGUCGCAAUGCUCUACCACAAGCAGCCCGAAUUCUUCAAUCCGUGGAACCUGAGCCCGGCGCACUGGGUGCUGGGCGGCCUCGCCAUACGGCUGGCCAUCAACUUCUACGACCACCUGGUCGUCUACGCCGUGGACUCCCUCUUUGGACACAAGUACCUGCCGACCCGGACCACGGGAACCCCGGUCCGAUACGUCGAGCUCGACGCCAAGUCCGUCGUCUUUCUCUCCAUCAACGCGGUCCACGAGUGGAUCUUCGUCCAGCGGCUGUGCCACUACCUCUGGCACUCCCAAGAGGUCUCCCUCGACCCGGCGGACCUCGGCCUCCUCAACACGGUCGGCGCCCUCUGGGUCAUGUUCGUGGUCCUGGACCUCUGCUACGCGCCCUGCCACCACCUCCUCCACACGCCGGCGCUCUACCCCCUGGUCCACAAGCACCACCACCGGCAGCACUACCCGACCCGGGGAUACCUCGACGCCGGCAACGAGCACCCCAUCGAGCACGUCAUCGGGGUCCUCUGCACCUGGACCGCAGUCCUGGCGGCCGUCCGCCUCUGCGGGGCCCACUCCCUCGUGGUCUUUUUGUUCUUCAACGUCCACGCGGCCCUGGCCAUGCUGAACCACUCGCCCUACGACGUCGAGUUCGACAUAAUACCCUUUGGGAUACUCACCUACUCGGUGGCAAACCACGAGAUGCACCACCGCAAGUUCACCGUGAACUACGCCCAGUAUUCCAUGUGGUACGACCACCUGGUAAAGACCUUUGCGGGAUACGAGGGGCCGGCGGUGGCCAAGGCCGUCACCAAGCAGCUCUAGCACCGCAGGGACCGAAGCGGGGCAGCGGGUGCGGGUGUGAGCAAGAGAGAGAGAAAAAAAAAAAGAAAAAAAAAACGGCCAUCGAACCGCUCUGGAAUCCACCGUGGCCGGUUGCAAAGACCGCUUGCUUGCCUCGCCUCUUGCCCCCCUCCGCGGGCGGUUCGGUUCGGUUGCGAUUCGUUGGUCGCUGCGAACGCCUCGUUGCCGCCGGAUCGGAAACCGAACCACAGUGUGCAUUGUACAAUAAUAGUAGGAGAAUGUGAUAAAACGAAAUGCGAGUU
Messenger RNA from Pseudo-nitzschia multistriata, 1501 nucleotides. The record is from the annotation of a GenBank genome assembly. NCBI's taxonomy places the organism in Eukaryota, Bacillariophyta, Bacillariophyceae, Bacillariales, Bacillariaceae.